AUGAUACUUAAAGCCCUCUUAUAUACGAAGGAUAAGCUCUCAGAGUAUUAUAGCUAUAUCCGAUACCGCAAGAGUCUCGAAAAGUACGUUAUCCCGUACGAGAAACGAUAUUCGGAUACACGGCUAAGCUCCUAUAGUAUAUCCUCGGUAGCCCCUAAACGAACGCUCAUAACGAGCUUAGACGUUAUCUUAGAAGUGAGGGACCACCAGGAUAAAUUUCCUAUCCUUACAAGCCUAGCGCGAGAUGCUCUUUCUAUUCCUACGACUAGUUCUAGGGUUAAACGGCUAUUCAAUUCUGCUCGUGAUAUCUAUCACUACCGCCGAGCAAGAGAAGAGAAGGAUACUCAGAAGGAGAAGGACGAAUUUAAUCUUAUUAGUGACGGCGAAGAUAAUCCUCUAGAUACGAGAUCUCAGCAUUUAUAG
This is a messenger RNA of Penicillium cataractarum, 423 nucleotides long. RefSeq lists its product as uncharacterized. Gene Ontology annotation, molecular function: protein dimerization activity. The record is from RefSeq and is a predicted model, not a curated record. The transcript has 5 exons. The coding region runs from base 1 to 423 and encodes 140 amino acids. NCBI's taxonomy places the organism in Eukaryota, Fungi, Ascomycota, Eurotiomycetes, Eurotiales, Aspergillaceae.